AGGUGAGAGGCCGAGUGAACGAGGGAGCGAGUGAACGAGGGAGCGAGUGAACAAGGGAGUGUGUGAGAGAAGGAGAGAGAGAGAGAGAGAGGGGCCAUGGAGCAGCAGAGACAAAGGACUCUCUCCACAUCUGGAGAAUCUCUGUACGUCGUGCUGGGAGUGGAGAAGAGUGCCACUGCAGAGGACAUCAAGAAAUGUUACAGGAAACUGGCGUUAAAGUUUCACCCAGAUAAAAACCCUGACAAUCCAGACGCAGCCGAAAAGUUCAAGGAAAUCAACAACGCCCACUCCAUACUGGUCGACACCACCAAGAAGAACAUCUACGAUAAGUACGGCUCGCUGGGGCUCUAUGUGGCAGAGCAGUUUGGAGAGGAGAACGUCAACACCUACUUCGUUCUGUCCAGCUGGUGGGCGAAGGCCUUGUUCGUCUUCUGCUGCCUGAGCACAGGUUGUUAUUUCUGCUGUUGCCUGUGCUGCUGCUGUAACUGUUGCUGUGGUAAAUGUAAACCUCGGCCGCCCAUGGACCAGGAGCCGGACUUCUACGUCUCCCCCGAAGACCUGGAGGCCCAGAUGACGGCUGACGAGAGAGGUGAGGCC
Paralichthys olivaceus (Japanese flounder) is the source of this 597-nucleotide messenger RNA. The record is from RefSeq and is a predicted model, not a curated record. Lineage: Eukaryota; Metazoa; Chordata; Actinopteri; Pleuronectiformes; Paralichthyidae.